UUUGUGCGGAUAACAAUCAUGCCAUUUGGCAGAUGAUUAGAGUUGCAGGUCGCAAACUUCUACAAUAUGCUCUAUACGGCAUAACAUUGAUGCUUGUCUGUUCAUAAUCUUUUCUGUUCCUUUUACUUUAACAAGAAGUAAUAGUUGGAUGCUUUGGUUGAUUAGCUCAUCGGUUACUCGUUUGCUGAGAACCGUAUCAUACUGAAGCGCAUAUGAAAUGAAAUGGACUUGUUUAAGGUGUGUAUAUAUCUGUUCAAGUUAUAACUACUCAUCUGAAUGGGACCAAGGCCUCGUGUGGAUUAGCUUAGUGGAGUAACCACUUAGAGAUAUGGCUCCAGAGAGCUCUGACAGGAUGGAUUUGUUUUAGUGAUCUUAGGGACAUGGCCGGAAGUAGCUGCUGGUCCUGAGGUUUUGUUCAUAGUGUCGUUGAGAAAUAUGACUUGUAGGGAUCAACAUUGGUGAUUCCUCUUAUGUCCUAUGCUGUGAUUAGUUUAAUGGUUCUUUCCUUUUGAACUGUCGAAUGCAUUCAUCGUUAAUUUCCUCAACCGCUCAGCAUUUUCCAUUAGGUCUUGGCCUCGUCAUGAAUCCUCGUGGUUAUUAGCUCAAGAGAUGGACUAAUGGAAUUUGAGGCUCAAACCAUGUGUGGAAUGUUUCCAGUGGGACGUAUUCACCGGCUUUUGAAGUCGAGGGUGACAGCCAACGGACGAGUAGGUGCGACCGCCGCAGUAUAUUCUGCAGCUAUCCUCGAGUAUCUAACUGCCGAGGUUUUGGAGUUGGCCGGCAACGCAAGUAAGGAUCUGAAAGUGAAGCGCAUUACACCAAGACAUCUUCAGCUCGCAAUCCGUGGAGACGAAGAACUUGACACCCUCAUUAAGGGAACUAUAGCAGGGGGAGGUGUCAUUCCUCAUAUUCACAAGUCUCUCAUUAACAAGUCGUCCAAGGAGUGAGGUCUUCCGCGUGUUAGAAUCGACCUUGCAAAACGUGCAACUUUAUUGUAAAUUUGAGGAUAUUUUAUUUUGUGGAUAACUGAGCUUGAUACAAACUGCCUUCUGUGAUGAUUUUAGUAGUAAUCCCUAUUCGUAUAAACAGAUAUGCUUGGCUUGAUUCACUCUCCAUGUAAUUAUACGUAGUAGUAAUGGGUAAAACUGAAUGCCGGCGAUCUUUAUAUGCCGUUAAUCGUUAA
Molecule: messenger RNA, 1183 nt
Organism: Neltuma alba
Lineage: Eukaryota; Viridiplantae; Streptophyta; Magnoliopsida; Fabales; Fabaceae
Product: histone H2A variant 1-like
Exons: 2
Coding region: 618-947 (109 amino acids)
Cellular component (GO): nucleosome
Molecular function (GO): structural constituent of chromatin; protein heterodimerization activity; DNA binding
Source: RefSeq, a predicted model, not a curated record